Balaenoptera ricei (Rice's whale) is the source of this 1500-nucleotide messenger RNA. RefSeq names its product transmembrane protein 100 (gene TMEM100). Gene Ontology annotation, biological process: cellular response to BMP stimulus. Bases 338 to 742 code for a protein of 134 amino acids. The record is from RefSeq and is a predicted model, not a curated record. NCBI's taxonomy places the organism in Eukaryota, Metazoa, Chordata, Mammalia, Artiodactyla, Balaenopteridae. The transcript is spliced from 4 exons.
GCCUGGCCGGGAGCUGGCAGCUGUGUCAGUCCAAUUCUGGCUGGGAAAGGCGCAGAGAGGAGGGAGGAAAAAUCAUUCAAAGACAUCAGGCAUUGAUCACUAGGAAUUCUUUGAAUUUUAAUUUGAAGAGAGGAGAUCCCUAUCCUGUCACUUUAUUGACAGACGUGCUGUUACAGGCUGUCUUCCCAGAGGUCGCAGAAGAAGCUCAGACGCUGCUGUUCCUUCCCUCCCAAGUCCAGUGGUUUCCCUGGUAAUGGAUUGCUUCUCUCUGAGCUUCCACCCUGGUGAGACCACCCAGGUCUAGUCUGUGAACUCAGCUAGGAGACAUACUGUAAAAAUGACUGAAGAGCCCAUAAAGGAGAUCCUGGGAACCCCGAAGUCUCCCAAGCCAGUGGCAAUGGAGAAGAGCUCCAAUGGUGAAGUCAUGGUAACCAUGGUCCCCCUGGUCAAUGAGAUUCAGCUGACAGCCGCCACGGGGGGCGCUGAGCUCUCCUGUUACCGCUGCAUCAUCCCCUUCGCCGUGGUGGUCCUCAUCGCCGGGAUAGCGGUCACUGCCGUGGCUUACAGCUUCAAUUCCCAUGGCUCCAUCAUCUCCAUCUUAGGUCUGGUCCUUCUGUCAUUGGGACUUUUUUUGUUAGCCUCCAGCGCCCUGUGCUGGAAGGUGAGACAGAGGAGCAAGAAAGCCAAGAGGCGGGAGAGUCAGACGACUCUCGUGGCAAACCAGAGAAGCUUGUUUGCUUAGGACUGAAUGAGACCAAACGGGAUGUGUGGUCUGAAGGACCUGCUCUCACUUCGUCAGCCAAUGCACCCAGGACUGGUGUGGGAGAGGAUGGACUUGGCAUUGCCGCAGACCAGAGGCAUGGGGGUGGCCUGAGGGUGGAGGAUGGAUGUGGUUCUCUUCUGUGAGCAAUGACUUGUGUCUUCGAUGACAAACUUAACUCUAAGGGCUAUUUCUCAGACUGAAAAAUCAGUUUUUCCUCUACAUUAAACAUUUUAGGGGUCAUGGGAGGUGUGCAGCAUUAGACAACAUUUGGUUCACCUUGGAAAAUAGGCAAGAGAAGAUGAGUUCUGGCACACCAGCAACCUGCCUCCAAAAGAGAUAACCCACGCUAUUAGGAUGUUAUAUCAUAAAAAUGUUCUGCUGAGAGUCUAAACUGCCUUGAACUUUGCAUACCCCUGUGAAAUUCUGUGAUCAUUUUUUUUGCAAAAAGUUGAUUCUCUAGCAUCUGUUUUAUUUUUCACUUUCAGUAACUCAUCACUGGUGGUACUUUUCUUGAAGAAUAAACUAAUAUUUUUUAUGUUUUAACAUUGGACAGUUUUUAGAUGAUCGUAAUGCUGUGUCAGAAGUUUAAAAAAAAAAAAGGUAAAAUGUGUAGCUACUCGAUGACAUGCGGGGAUAAAUUAAUAUUAAAAUAAUCCAAUAUAGCACUUUUGAUGAUUUUUAUAUUAAAGUUUAAUGUACAUUUUAUUCAAAAUAAUAAAUACUCAUUGCUGCUGAAA